AGGUAUAUGAGUACCCAAUCAGACUUUCCCAAUAUAUCUAUAUCUUAGAGAGAGAACUAAAAAAGAAAUGGCAGGAAUCGUUCAGAAGAUCGGGGAUUUGAUUCACCACGACAAGCCGGCGGAAGCCCAUAAGGACAGCGACAAGUCGUCGGGAACCCACCAUUCCAGCGAUCCCGAGGCGGCGCACAAAGACAAGGGACUCGUCGAGAAGAUCAAGGACAAGAUCCACGGCGGAGGGGAGACGGACUCCCACAGCAAGUCGGCGGAAGCCCACCAUUCCGGCGAAGCGGGGUCGAAAGACAAAGGAAUCGUCGACAAGAUCAAGGACAAGAUCCACCACGAAGGAGGCGAGAAACAGGGCAAGGACAAGAAGGACAAGAAAGACAAGAAAAAGAAGAAGGAGAAGAAGUCCGACCACGAGCACGGCGGCGACAGCAGUAGCAGCGACAGCGAUUAGACCCGUCCGCCGGCGAUGGAUCGGAGUUCUUUGGGAUUCUGAUGAAUAAAUGAAAUGUGUACGGCCGCUGGGAUUGUUUUGUAAUUCUGUAAUUCUAUGAGGACAUGUGUGUUCACA
Cuscuta europaea is the source of this 574-nucleotide messenger RNA. The record is from the annotation of a GenBank genome assembly. Lineage: Eukaryota; Viridiplantae; Streptophyta; Magnoliopsida; Solanales; Convolvulaceae.